This is a messenger RNA of Cololabis saira (Pacific saury), 2838 nucleotides long. It is a transcript of the gene vps41, whose product is annotated as VPS41 subunit of HOPS complex. Bases 162 to 2726 code for a protein of 854 amino acids. NCBI's taxonomy places the organism in Eukaryota, Metazoa, Chordata, Actinopteri, Beloniformes, Belonidae. Gene Ontology annotation, biological process: vesicle-mediated transport; cellular response to starvation; endosomal vesicle fusion. The transcript has 28 exons. Gene Ontology annotation, molecular function: protein binding. The record is from RefSeq and is a predicted model, not a curated record. Gene Ontology annotation, cellular component: HOPS complex; late endosome.
ACGAGUCAUGUGAUUUCACUGAUGACAGCCACGGCUUCGACAACAAAACAUCACCUAUAUAUUGGAUGCUUUGGCAAGAAGGACAAAUUACAUGUAUUUACUAAACACGCCUUAAGAUAGAUUAGCUAUUGUUAUCGCUUAUAACAGUAUUUGGUAUCACAAUGGCGGAAGUGGGGGAGCAGGAAAGAAAACCGAGUGAGGAGUUUACAGACGAGUCUGAGGAAGAGGACAGCGAGGAGGAGCCCAAGCUGAAGUAUGAGAGACUCUCCAAUGGCGUGACUGAAAUCCUCCAGAACGAUGCAGCCAGCUGUAUGACCGUCCACGACAAGUUCCUCGCCUUAGGCACCCACUUUGGAAAGGUCUUUCUGCUGGACAUUCAAGGAAAUGUUACUCAGAAGUUUGAAAUUAGUUCAGUGAAGAUCAACCAGAUCAGUCUGGAUGAAAGUGGAGAGCAUGUGGGCAUCUGCUCCGAGGAUGGGAAGGUCCAGGUAUUUGGUCUUUAUACGAGAGAGGGCUUCCAUGACAACUUUGACUUUCCCAUCAAAGUGGUGGCACUACACCCUCAGUUCAGCAGAUCCAACUACAAACAGUUUGUUACCGGAGGAAACAAGCUGCUUCUGUACGAAAGAAACUGGUUGAAUCGCUGGAAGACUUUGGUUUUACAUGAAGGUGAAGGUACAAUCACCAAUAUCCAAUGGAGAGCAAACCUGAUUGCCUGGUCCAACAACGUGGGAGUAAAAAUCUAUGACAUCAGCACAAAGCAGCGGAUCACCAAUGUGUUGAGAGAUAACGCCAAUCUGAGGCCUGACAUGUACCCGUGCAGCCUGUGCUGGAAAGACAACACCUCUCUCAUUGUUGGAUGGGGAACUUCUAUAAAGAUUUGUGUUGUGAAAGAGCGAAAUCCCACUGAAAUGAGAGAUCUGCCCAGCCGCUAUGUGGAAAUAGUGUCUGCUUUUGAUACAGAGUUCUUCAUCUGUGGUUUGGCACCGCUGGCCGACCAGCUUGUCACCCUGUACUUUGUGAAGGAGAACUCUGACCAGAUGGAAGAGGAGUUUCGCGCACGGCCUCGUCUCGAUAUCAUCCAGCCUCUGCCUGAGAACUGCGAGGAGAUCUCUUCAGACGCUCUGACUGUACGACACUUCCAGGACAACGAGUGCAGGGACUACCGCCUUGAACAUUCGGAAGGGGAGUCACUCUUCUACAUUAUCAGUCCCAAAGACAUUGUCGUGGCCAAAGAGCGAGACCAGGAUGACCAUAUUGAUUGGUUGCUCGAAAAGAAGAAAUAUGAGGAGGCACUGAUGGCUGCAGAAAUCAGCUUCAAAAACAUCAAGAGACACGACGUUCAGAAAAUUGGAAUGGCUUAUAUUAAUCAUUUAGUGGAGAAGGGCGACUAUGAUGGUGCCGCAAGGAAGUGUCAAAAGGUUCUUGGGAAAAACAUGGAUCUGUGGGAGAAUGAAGUGUACAGAUUCAAGACCAUCGGGCAGUUGAAGGCCAUCAGCCAGUAUUUACCAAGAGGAGAUCUGCGUCUCAGACCGGCCAUCUAUGAAAUGAUCUUGCACGAAUUUCUUAAAACUGACUACGAGGGCUUUGCCACACUGGUCCGGGAGUGGCCAGGAGAGCUUUACAACAACAUGGCCAUCGUUCAGGCCGUCACGGACCACCUGAACAGAGAUCCCACCAACAGCACGCUCCUCACCACGCUGGCGGAGCUGUACACGUAUGACCAGCGGUAUGACAGAGCCUUGGAGAUCUACCUGAGACUGAGGCACAAGGAUGUUUACCAGCUGAUCCACAAACACAACCUUUUCUCCUCCAUAGAGGACAAGAUCGUCCUCCUCAUGGACUUUGACAAGGAGAAAGCUGUCGACAUGCUUCUCGACAACGAAGACAAAAUAUCUAUUGACAGGGUGGUGGAAGAACUAGCAGAUAGACCUGAGCUCCUGCACGUGUAUCUCCAUAAACUGUUCAAACGAGAUCACCACAAAGGCCAAAAGUACCACGAGAGACAGAUAGGCUUGUAUGCCGAGUAUGACCGACCAAACUUCCUGCCUUUCCUGAGGGAUAGCACACACUGUCCUCUUGAAAAGGCUCUUGAGAUUUGCCAGCAGAGGAACUUUGUAGGGGAGACUGUCUUCCUGCUCAGCAGGAUGGGCAACUGCAGGAGAGCCCUGCAGAUGAUCAUGGAGGAGCUGGAGGAUGUGGACAAAGCCAUAGAGUUUGCUAAAGAGCAGGACGAUGCAGAGCUGUGGGAGGAUCUCAUCUCUUACUCCAUCGACAAGCCACCGUUCAUCACCGGCCUCCUCAAUAACAUCGGCACUCACGUUGAUCCCAUUCUGCUCAUCCACCGCAUCAAGGAAGGCAUGGAGAUCCCCAACCUCCGAGAUUCACUUGUGAAAAUCCUCCAUGACUACAAUCUACAGAUUCUUUUGAGAGAAGGAUGCAAGAAAAUCCUGGUGGCCGACUCCCUCUCCCUGCUCCAGAAGAUGCAUCGAACACAGAUGAGAGGAGUCAGGGUGGAUGAGGGGAACAUCUGUGAAUCUUGUCAUACUACAAUAUUACCUUCAGAUAUCGCCAAAUCCUUCAGUGUGGUGGUGUUUCACUGCCGGCACAUGUUCCACAAGGAGUGUUUACCGUCCUCGGGAGCGAUCCCUUGCUUGCAGUUUUGUAACAUAUGCAGUGCGAAGAGGCGAGGGCCUGGAAGUGGAAUCCUUGAAAUGAAAAAGUAACUGUUUUAAAGGCUCACAAUGUUUUGUCUCCUUUCCAUCUUGGCUGUUCACCGCAUUGAUAGAUGAAAAUCACUUUCCCACAGUGAACUGUACACUGGCAAAAAAACAAAAA